This is a messenger RNA of Myripristis murdjan (pinecone soldierfish), 1248 nucleotides long. RefSeq names its product cytochrome b561 family, member A3a (gene cyb561a3a). Gene Ontology annotation, molecular function: oxidoreductase activity. Bases 134 to 1009 code for a protein of 291 amino acids. The transcript is spliced from 7 exons. Lineage: Eukaryota; Metazoa; Chordata; Actinopteri; Holocentriformes; Holocentridae. The record is from RefSeq and is a predicted model, not a curated record. Gene Ontology annotation, cellular component: lysosomal membrane.
AAACCUACAGUACAUAUAUCACAACACAAGAGUGAGACCUUUCCCGAAUUGUUCUGAUACACUGCUCAAUUCGCCAUACACAUAAUACAUCAGUAUGUUAUUUCAAUGAAAUGUCAGCUUUUACAGACAGCAGAUGCAGCCGGGUGUCUGUUCUUCUCCCAGGUGUCCGUCUGCCUCUGACAGCUUUCCACUCAGCCACCUAGACCCAGCUGAAUGUGGAAGUGAGACCUCGGUUGAUCAACAGAAACAAGAACGAGCCGAAUUCUCCACGAUGAGCUCUGUCGUGAGCUUCUACUUUUCUUACCUGCUAUGCCUGUGCCUGGGAUUCGUCUGUGUGGCGUGUGUGUGUUACUGGAACAGCCAGUGGAGAGGUGGCUUCGCCUGGGAUGGCUCAACCCUCCAGUUCAACUGGCACCCCGUCCUGAUGGUGUCCGGCCUGGUGGUGCUGUACGGCUACGGAGCGGUGUUGUACCGUGUCCCGCUGACCUGGGGUCAGAACAAGCUUCCCUGGAAGCUGCUGCAUGCUGGAGUGAUGCUGCUGUGCCUGGUUCUGUCUGUUCUGGGGCUUUGCGCUGUGUUUAACUUUCACAACGCCAAACACACUCCCAAUCUCUACUCCUUGCACAGCUGGAUCGGAAUUUGCACUACAGCUCUUUUCGCCAUGCAGUGGGCGGUGGGUGUGGCUGGCUUCCUCCUGCCCUGCUCUCCCAUGGCACUACGUAAGCUGCUGAAACCCGUCCAUGUGUGGAUGGGAGCCAGCAUACUGUCUCUUAGCAUUGUGGCUUGCAUCUCUGGGAUCAAUGAGAAACUCUUUUUCGUUCUGCGUGGAAACACCACUCAGGCAUACGCCUCACUUCCGUCUGAGGCUUUGUUUGGAAAUUCACUGGGAGUUCUGCUGGUGGUCUUUGGCUUGGUUGUCUUAAUGAUUUUAUCCAAUCAGAAAUGGCAGAGACCAGAGUCUAGACCUGAGGAUAUGACUUACAGGCCAUUGCUUCAAGAAGACAAUUAAUGACAGCAAUGAAAGAAAUCUCAGAAAUGCUUGCAGCCUCAAACUUCUCAUUGCAUUCAUGCUCAGGAACAUAAGUUGCCUAAAAAGCUGAAAAGUGAAAUCCUGAAUGUAAAAGCCUUUGUCCGUCCAUUGCUUUAAGAAAUGAAAUAUCUAUGUCACUUUUGGAUGUAAAUAUUAAUUGUAUAUUCUAUUUAAAAUUGCUGUCUUUGUUGCACAAAAAUAAAAAUGUGCUCAAUGUC